UUGUUUCGGCACCAAUUUCACUGCAUUGGCUAUGGACACUCAACAAUCCCCUUUUUUCACGAGAGUUCUCAAAGGAUGAUCCGGACGCUAAACGUCAAUAUGUUGCUAAGAAAUCUCAAGAGAUGUGUCGCGAUUGGUACAAUGAGGAUGGUGCGUUAUGGAAUUUCAUUAUGGACACUGAAACGAAUGCAUCAUGUCCUUGCAUCGAGCGUCAAGCAAAGGUGGAUCUUGGCCGCUUCAUGCCGCAUCCACGUUGCUCUCAGGUGUUUCGUGACAUAACAUGUACGUCGAUGAUUGGUGCAAAGAAUUGCUAUAUGUCAUCGGAAAAUAUCUACGGAACAUACGCUGGUGAUGGAAUGGAGUAUAAAGCCGAGAAAAAUUCGCGUUUUCCAACUCAUUACGGUCAAGUUUGUUGUUAUGACGGAGAAGGAAAAUUGAUGCAAAGUACGUAUCAGCCGGUGAUUAAAGUUAUCGAAAAUACACCAUAUAAUCCCGGUUAUCCACUGAGGGCAUACGAGUUCGGAACUACACCAUAUAUUGGACAGUUUGAGGUGCCAGGUUUAUCAACAUUCCACCAUGACUAUAUGCCAUACUUUUUGUGCUGUGAAGGACAAGGUGCAGGAUCGUUCACAACAAUUGAUGACGAUAAAUUUGUAUUCAACGAACCCGGUGUAUUCACAAUGCUCUACAUACCCAAAACACACGCAAAUCCUGAAGUAAACAUUCAAAUACGUCUCGAGCGAUAUCCGAAUCGCAAAGUGGAUUUCAGUCUGCUGGGCAAAUACCUUGGUCAAGCAGAUUUGGUGCAACCAACGAAUGCGACCGUCAUAACUGGUGUAGCAAUCGAAGCAACUGGAACGGAUCGCGUGAAUGUUUUGGUACGCAAAGAUACAAGAAGAUUCCGCUAUCGAACUAGCGUUAUCGUGGGCAACAUUUUGCGGUAUUUUGAUACUAUGCGAAUUCAGAGAUUCAAAGGUGUACUGGUGUAUGUGAACAAUGUCGAAAGAGGUCAGCCAGAAAUAUAUGUUGUGUUGGAAGAGGCACAGAUCGGUGUUCGUAUACGUGAAUCGUACGCACUGGAUAUUGAUCGCUUAUCAAAUUAUCAGGAGAGCAUGGGUAUGCUGGAUGUCACCCUUAGUGUGCCACCACAAUACGGAGUUCGUCCCGAUGGUGACAAGACUAAAGAGCAAGAGCAACGUCGUUACUAUAAUCUGCCGAAGGUGAGUGGUCUUAUGAGACCGUUCCCAGAUCAGACCUCAGGUGCAUACAUGAAGAGCCUGACUUUGAACGACGUCAAUUCUGAAGCAAUUCGUCAACAGAUUAUCACACAUUAUCGUAUUCCGGGCAGUGGUGAACCGGGCACUGAUCAAAAUAUGGCCGGUACGGUCAACAAUAACAUCCCGAUGGAAAACAUGUUCACUACAAGUCGUGGAGAAGAUAAGAAAUUCGAAGUAUUCCCAGAGGCCUCGAUGAAGAGUGGACCAGUUUAUAAGGCGGCUGAAAAAUACGAAAUAGGUUCAUGUCGAUUCGUACCGCAGACUGGUCAAAUGGUCCAUCAAAUGUUGAUGACAUGCCGCGAUCUUCAGCAAGAUAAACAAAUGAAGAAACAACCCAUGUCGAGUGCAAUAGCGUAUAAUUACGGCGCCAAUAUCUGUCCAAAUAAUCCAGCGCAAAUUGUGCAAGAUUGCGGGGACAGCGUUCCAUGCCUCUACGAUUACGCAAUGCUCAAUUCACGUGUUCUCGGUAUGGAAGCAACCAAUUCUUGGAAUGCGUUCACUCUUGAACGAGGCGUUGCAGUACAGCAUUGUAAGUAG
Anisakis simplex (herring worm) is the source of this 1814-nucleotide messenger RNA. NCBI's taxonomy places the organism in Eukaryota, Metazoa, Nematoda, Chromadorea, Rhabditida, Anisakidae. The record is from the annotation of a GenBank genome assembly.